AUGGCUGCUUGCAUUUUCUGUCGUAUCAUCAAGGGUGAGAUUCCGUGUAUGAAACUUUUUGAGAGCGAGAAAACUCUUGCAUUUCUCGAUAUCGGACCUCUGAGCAAGGGACACGCACUUGUAAUUCCCAAGUACCAUGGCGCCAAGCUUGCUGAUAUUCCCGAUGAUCAACUUUCUGAAAUCCUCCCUACCCUGAAGAAGCUCGUCUCAGCUACUGGUGCAACGGACUACAACAUUCUACAGAAUAACGGCACUAUUGCUCACCAGCAAGUCCAUCACGUUCACUUCCACAUGAUCCCCAAGCCAAAUGACACCGAGGGAUUAGGAAUUCAGUGGCCAGCCACCACUGGUGACAUGGAUAAGCUUAAGGCGCUAUGUGAAGAUAUUAAAUCCAAGAUGUAG
Molecule: messenger RNA, 402 nt
Organism: [Torrubiella] hemipterigena
Lineage: Eukaryota; Fungi; Ascomycota; Sordariomycetes; Hypocreales; Clavicipitaceae
Source: the annotation of a GenBank genome assembly